AUGAAGCUUAGCCUACGAAUUGGUCAAUUAAAUUUAUUCGAUUGGGGCCAUCAUUGUGUGAUCGUUUUUCAAGAAAAAAUAUUUUCAGAAUUAUCACUUCUCGGAAUCGGAAAAGAACUCAAGCGGCUGAUGGUUUUCAGCUCUCAUCAGCUCAUAAAUUUACAACAAAAUUCUUCACUACUUUAA
This is a messenger RNA of Clunio marinus, 186 nucleotides long. The record is from the annotation of a GenBank genome assembly. Lineage: Eukaryota; Metazoa; Arthropoda; Insecta; Diptera; Chironomidae.